CACAGCCAACGCAGACUCAAGAUGCCUUUCAAGACACACUACCUGUUGGUGUCCCUGACUCUCUGCUGGUUCGUGGCUCUUCAAGCAUUCCCCAUGAACGGCUGUGCUGCAUGUCAGAAGUGUCGCUGCAUCCGGACGUCCUCUGCUUUCAUCUCUCCAAGGCUGUUCCACAGGAUAGAGAUCCUACCUCCAGGUGCCCACUGUCGUCAAACAGAGAUCAUCGUUACCAAGAAGGACAAAGCCACCGUCUGUGUGACUCCAGAUGCACGAUGGAUCAACAAAGUCAUUGUCAAGUUACAAAGUACCAACAAGAAGAAGAGAAGUGCAGAACUUCCCCAUCUCAACCACCAUUGAGUGAAUUGGAACAGGAAUGUAUCAAGUUGGAGCUCAAUGGACAUGUGACACCAAUGUGAUACCAAUGUGAUACCAAUGUGAUACCAAUGUGAUGCCAAUGUGAUGCCAAUGUGAUGCCAAUGUGAUGCCGAUGUGAUACCAUUGUAAUACCAAUGUGAUGCCAAUGUGAUGCCAAUGUGAUGCCAAUGUGAUGCCAAUGUGAUGCCAAUGUGAUGCCAAUGUGAUACCAAUGUGAUACCAAUGUGAUACCAUUGUAAUACCAAUGUGAUACCAAUGUGAUACCAAUGUGAUACCAAUGUGAUACCAAUGUAAUACCAAUGUGAUACCGAUGUGAUACCAAUGUGACACCAAUGUGACGCCAAUGUGACGCCAAUGUGAUGCCAAUGUAAUACCAAUGUGAUACCAAUGUGAUACCAAUGUGAUACCAAUGUGAUACCAAUGUGAUGCCAAUGUGCCACCAAUGUGAUACCAAUGUGAUGCCAAUGGAUUCUAUUCAAAUAUGAUUCCAAUACCAAGUUAAUUAGUUUAUCUUAAAUGAUCUCGGUAUGUUUUGUUAGGUUCUUAUUUUUCAGAGUAAAUAACCCAAUA
Molecule: messenger RNA, 942 nt
Organism: Oncorhynchus masou masou (cherry salmon)
Lineage: Eukaryota; Metazoa; Chordata; Actinopteri; Salmoniformes; Salmonidae
Product: C-X-C motif chemokine 13-like
Exons: 4
Coding region: 22-354 (110 amino acids)
Biological process (GO): defense response; immune response; chemotaxis
Cellular component (GO): extracellular region
Molecular function (GO): chemokine activity
Source: RefSeq, a predicted model, not a curated record